Molecule: messenger RNA, 1000 nt
Organism: Owenia fusiformis
Lineage: Eukaryota; Metazoa; Annelida; Polychaeta; Sabellida; Oweniidae
Source: the annotation of a GenBank genome assembly
AUAAAUGCUCAUAAUUACCCGGUGGAUGUAUAAUAAGCCUGGUGUUAUUGCUUUGGCUUAUUGGACGUACUGGCGCUUAUUGCAGUUUAUUGGUGUUGUUAUUGAAUCCUAGACCACGUGUUUCUGUUAGUUCAGAAAAAAUGAUGCUCUGGAAGACACAAUACGCGUAUGGCUCUUCUCCUAAAGAGAAAGCAAACAACGACUUGGAGUCCCAAUCUGUUGGUGACGGUGAAAAAGGUCCUGGAAAAAUCAGCCCCAGGAAGGGAAAACAUGGAAAAACUGGCAGUGACAUGGAUAUCGACCAAACCGCUACAAAACUGAAAAAAAUUGUCAUUGAGCAGCCGAGUUCAGUUGGGAAGAAUACAGGUCAGUUUUCACCACCUGUCCAAGUUGGCAUGACAAACUUGAUUGACAGCUGCGGGUAUCAGCCAGGGGCGGGGCACCCGGGUUUGGCGUACAGAAGAGUGCAGCAAAACACCACGAACCCACUCAAGUUGAAAAUCUAUCGUACCAUAAAUGAAGAGGAACAGUCUAAAAAUGAAAGUUGCGUCGUACGCCUUGAGCCUGAUAUCCCUGAAGAUGAAUGCCCAUCAAGGUCAAGUAGCGAAAGCAGUGAAGGUGAUGCCCUAGACUCUGGAGUAGAGUCGCCCCAUGAUGUCACAUCUGGGAGUCACACGCCUCCAAUCAAUGUACCGAGAAGAGUGUCCGCUCCACCAAAGAUGAUUCCCAUUAUGAGAAAAUCAGACUGGGAGCCUAAAGUGGCCUCUCCACUAACGAGUCCAGGGAACUUCACUGUGGCAAGUUCCCGGAACCCACCAAUGCCCAGUCCCAGGAAUAUGCCCCAAAGUGCUCCUCCGUAUCCUUCUCACAAGUUUCCAUGGCAAUUAAAGGUAGAUAAGGUAAGUCAAGACCCUCCUUUAUUACAGAAUGGAGCUUUAUCAGAGGCUUUUCCUCUGGGAGUUAAUGGAUCUUAUAUGUUCAUCUUGAUUAAUUUCAUCAA